AGGGUAGAAUUGACAUUUUCUUAUGUUUGCUAAAGGUAGAAGGCUAAACGUAGCCGUGGGAAGGAGUGUGGCUGAGAUGAAAUAUCCUUGUUGAGGAAGUUAUCUAUCUUUCUACAUUUGAUGGGGGUAAUCCACACUCUUAUCCACCGUAAUCCAUCCUUUUUAGCUAAAACGACAAUCACCGAGCUUAUUUUAAGUCGUUUUCUCUUGACCCACUCACUUAUAAUAUUCUCUAUAACAACACACUUCUAAGUAACCACAAUUCAUUGAGCAAAACAGAACAACAACAAACAGCUAAAAGCAAAUGGGGAAUCUUUCGUGUUGUAUGCAAGUUCCACAAUCUCAAGUGGCUAUGAAAGAAGGUUUUGGAAAAUUUGAAAAGGUGCUUCAGCCAGGAUGUCAUUGCAUGCCAUGGUUCCUUGGGAAACGAGUUGCUGGUCAUCUCUCUCUUCGGCUACAACAAUUGGAUAUCAAAUGUGAGACCAAAACAAAGGAUAAUGUCUUUGUCAACGUUGUUGCUUCUAUUCAAUACCGUGCCUUGGCAGAAAAGGCCGAUGAUGCUUUUUACAAACUUAGCAACACAAAGAACCAAAUCAAAGCUUAUGUUUUUGAUGUAAUUAGGGCAAGUGUUCCAAAACUCAACUUGGAUGAUGCUUUUGAGCAGAAAAAUGAAAUCGCAAAAGCUGUGGAAGAAGAGCUCGAGAAGGCUAUUUCAGCAUAUGGAUAUGAAAUUGUUCAAACACUGAUUGUUGAUAUAGUACCAGAUGAGCAUGUGAAGCGGGCUAUGAAUGAAAUCAAUGCUGCUGCAAGAUUGAGGGUGGCUGCUAAUGAGAAGGCAGAGGCUGAGAAGAUAUUGCAAAUUAAGCGAGCUGAGGGUGAGGCUGAGUCUAAAUAUCUCUCUGGGCUGGGUAUUGCUCGCCAGCGUCAAGCCAUUGUAGAGGGUUUGAGAGACAGUGUGAUUGGAUUUUCAGUUAAUGUACCAGGGACUACUGCAAAAGAUGUCAUGGAUAUGGUCCUUGUCACUCAAUACUUUGACACUAUGAAAGAAAUUGGUGCUGCCUCUAAGUCUUCUGCUGUGUUCAUCCCACAUGGACCUGGUGCUGUUCGUGAUGUCGCUAGCCAAAUUCGUGAUGGACUUCUCCAGGGUUCUGUAUCUCAUGAGUAGCUUAUAUUCCUCGUACUUCGUAUCGUAUUAGUAUGGGAGUGUGGUGAUUUUAUAAUACUUUAUGUCUCUGCAGUAUGUUAUAUAAUUUCGUAUCAGACUAAACUCCUAAUCUGAUCCUCCAAAUAUUAUGCUAUAAUAACUUAUCAGUCUUGCAAAGAUAUUUGUCACAUUUCUCUUGAGAAAUAUGGUGGCACAAUUACAAAUUUGGUAAUUGUUUGGUUUGUAUCUUUGUGGGAUUGAUUUGGUGAUAAAGUAUUUGGAGGACUGUUUAAGAAAAUUAAUCUUAAGUUUCUACGUUAUAAUUGCUGCAUAAGUAAACUAUCAAGUAUCCCUAGAUAUAUAAGUUUUCUAAAUUCUGCAUAAGUUUCUACAUUA
This is a messenger RNA of Trifolium pratense (red clover), 1540 nucleotides long. Its product is annotated as hypersensitive-induced reaction 1 protein. The record is from RefSeq and is a predicted model, not a curated record. Lineage: Eukaryota; Viridiplantae; Streptophyta; Magnoliopsida; Fabales; Fabaceae. The transcript is spliced from 6 exons. Bases 305 to 1165 code for a protein of 286 amino acids.